AUGGCGCAAAAACCCCCCCGCAUCCUCGAGUACGAACGUCAGGCGGAACAGCGCGCCAAAGAACAAGAUGACAUGGCUACCGCCCAAGACCGCAUGUUAGAAAUUCAGACGCGCAUGCAGGGCGAGGCGGAUCGGAUCGCCCAGGAACAGUAUGAGAUGGAGCAGUAUUAUGAGACGGAGGCGUUGAAGCAUGUUGAGGAGAUGAGAGUGCAUGCGGAGGAGGUGAGGAGGCAUGAUGAUUUCAUGCGCAUGCAUCAGCGCAAGUUAAAAGAUCACGAGGCCAGUAUGGAGGCCUUUGCAAAAGUUAUAGCGUUGCCGGUUAAGCCAGGGAGGACGAGGCAAAUUAGUUUUUUGGCACCGCAGAGGGGGGCGGGAGCGGGGGCGGGUGCGGGUGGAAAUGGGAAUGGAAGUCCGGGGGGGAGUGUGGGUGGGAGUGUAGGUGGAAAUGGAAAUGGGAAUGGGAAUGGGAAUGGAUUGCUUGUGACGCCGCCGAGACCUCCGGCUGGGUUUCCGGGGUGA
Sclerotinia borealis F-4128 is the source of this 519-nucleotide messenger RNA. The record is from the annotation of a GenBank genome assembly. Lineage: Eukaryota; Fungi; Ascomycota; Leotiomycetes; Helotiales; Sclerotiniaceae.